AUGUUGAGAGAAGUAAAAGCCAAGAACCCGCGCACUGCGCCGCUGGACACCGUGCUGAAGACCUUCCACGCUUUGACGAAGCCUCACAACAUUCUUUUCCACAAGAAGAACGAGAACUUGCACCCAUAUGAGAACUCAGAGAGCCUGGAAUUCCUCGCGAACAAGAACGAGUGUGGACUCGUAGCAUUCGGAAGCCACAACAAAAAGCGACCCAACUGCGUUUCAUUGGCUCGUAUUUACAACUCAGAGUUGCUCGACCUCGUCGAGCUAAUGCUGCUUCCCCCGAGAGAUGGCGAGACCAUCCCGCCCAUCAACGAACUUGUCAUGGACGUCGGUCUUGGCCUGCGCCCUAUGAUGCUGUUCACUGGUUCCCCCUGGGAUGACCCUACAUCUACUGCGCACACCAUCCUCAAGAGCACUCUUCUUGACAUGUUCAAGGGUGAAGAGACGACCCAGGUCGAUGUUGAGGGUCUGCAGUACGUCAUGAUGGUCGGUGCUGAGGAGCCCCAGGAUGGCCUCUCACCGGUCAUCCACAUGCGCUGGUACAGAGUCAUCACCAAGCGCAGCGGUCACAAGCUUCCCCGUGUGGAGUUGCAGGAGGUUGGUCCCAAGUUCGACUUCAAGGUCGGUCGCACACGCCAGGCUGCUCCUGAGGUGCAGAAGGAGUCCAUGAAGCAGGGCAAGCGUCCCAACGAGGAAGCCCGCACCAAGAAGAACGUCAUUAUGGACUCUAUGGGUGAUAAGAUUGGUCGUGUUCACCUCGGCAAGCAGGAUCUUUCUGACCUGCAGACCCGUAAGAUGAAGGGUCUCAAGCGUCGCGCGGGUAUGGAAUCUUCCGACGAGGAGGACGAGCCAUCUGCGGACAUGAUGGAGGUGGAUGAGGUCUCUUCUGAUGAGGAAGUGGAGGAGAGCCACAAGAAGGCACGGAAAAACUAA
Messenger RNA from Penicillium crustosum, 936 nucleotides. Its product is annotated as rRNA-binding ribosome biosynthesis protein RPF2. The record is from RefSeq and is a predicted model, not a curated record. Gene Ontology annotation, biological process: ribosomal large subunit assembly; maturation of LSU-rRNA from tricistronic rRNA transcript (SSU-rRNA, 5.8S rRNA, LSU-rRNA). Gene Ontology annotation, molecular function: rRNA binding. The transcript has 3 exons. NCBI's taxonomy places the organism in Eukaryota, Fungi, Ascomycota, Eurotiomycetes, Eurotiales, Aspergillaceae. The coding region runs from base 1 to 936 and encodes 311 amino acids. Gene Ontology annotation, cellular component: nucleolus.